Molecule: messenger RNA, 7775 nt
Organism: Cavia porcellus (domestic guinea pig)
Lineage: Eukaryota; Metazoa; Chordata; Mammalia; Rodentia; Caviidae
Gene: Znf568
Product: zinc finger protein 568
Exons: 13
Coding region: 683-3838 (1051 amino acids)
Biological process (GO): negative regulation of transcription by RNA polymerase II
Molecular function (GO): DNA-binding transcription repressor activity, RNA polymerase II-specific
Source: RefSeq, a predicted model, not a curated record
CGAAGAGGGCCCACGCCUAUUCCUCUCAGUAUUUCGUCUGAGUCCGCCGAAAGGGCUGCUCCAAUAAGUAAUUCUCCCACGUCCAGAUGCAGUUUUAGAACUAUACCUCAAUGCAGAGUGUAGCGCCGGAGUUGAGCCUCCACUGCAACCCUAGCUCGCCACUCACACCAUAACCGUAACCCCCGGAGCUCUCCGACUGGAAGCUGAAUUGAGACGCAAUGCAUUCUGGGUGGGAUGUAGUGGUCGGGGAUGCCGUACCUGGUUUGAUACGUUGGAGUCUGUCCAGGACCUCUCUGCAGAUUCAUUGUGUUCACAGCAUUUGGUUAAGUUGGAUGAGUUCAAAUCUGCCCUGCAUUUCUUCUUUUUGAGGCUCUGGCCCAAGGGGCAAGGUUUCAUGUGAGGACAUAUUCCUGAUUUUUUCGCUCUUUAGCCUACUUGAUAAAUAGCUCACAGGUCCUGGCUUCAGAGGAAUAAAACAAAUCUGAUAUGAGUACAAAGAAGCUUGACGAACAAAUAUCAUGGAAGGAGACCUCCUAACCUAAGACUUACCUAAGAAGCUGGAGAAUCCUGGGAAAGAGUGGACCCUGGAGUUGCUGGACCCACAGACAGUGUUAACCUUUAUGCCCAGAGCUGGCAAAGUCUGAAUGUCAUCUCAACUUUCUUGAUAGCAAUAACUGUGACGAUGGACCAUUCGAUCCAGACGAUGGAAAGGAGAGCUUGGUGUUUUCGGGACCCUGCUUUUUCUCAGGAAGAGGAGGAUACAGACAGGUUUCUUGAAACUGUAACAUUUAAAGAUGUGGCUGUGGACCUCACCCAGGAAGAAUGGCAGCAAAUGAAACCUUCUCAGAGGAACUUGUACCGUGACGUGAUGCUGGAGAACUAUAGCAACCUCGUCACAGUGGGCUGUCAAGUUACCAAACCAGAUGUGAUCUUCAAGUUGGAACAAGAAGAAGAGCCAUGGGUGAUGGAAGAAGAAAUGUAUUGGAGACACUCUCCAGAAGUUUGGAAAGUUGAUGAGCAGAUCGAGAAGCAGCAGAGAACACUUUUGAGGAAAGGCACAUCCAUCUCCAAGAAAACUCUGAUUAAGGAAAAAGUCAUUGAAUGUAAAAAAGUUGCAAAACUAUUUCCUCUGGUCUCAGACAUUAUUACUUCGAGCCAAAGCUUCUAUGAAUGUGACUCACUUGAUAAGGAUCUGGAACAAAAUUUAGACUUGUUUAGUUAUGAGAAAGGCUGUGUAAGAGAGAAAAAUUUUGAAUGUAAUGAGUUUGGGAAACCAUUUUACCAUUGUUCGUCCUAUGUCAUAACUCCCUUUAAGUGUAAUCAGUGUGGACAAGACUUCACUCAUAAAUUUGACCUCAUUAGACAUGAGAAAAUUCAUGCUGGGGAAAAACCUUAUGAAUGUAAAGAAUGUGGAAAAGUCUUCAGCAGAAAGGAAAAUCUUAUUACACAUCAGAAAAUUCAUACUGGGGAAAAACCUUAUAAGUGUAAUGAAUGCGGAAAAGCUUUCAUUCAAAUGUCAAACCUCAUUAGACACCAAAGAAUUCAUACUGGAGAGAAACCUUAUUCAUGCAAGGAUUGCUGGAAAGCUUUCAGUCAGAAAUCAAAUCUCAUUGAACAUGAGAGGAUUCAUACUGGAGAAAAACCUUAUGAAUGUAAGGAAUGUGGAAAAUCCUUCAGCCAGAAGCAAAAUCUUAUUGAGCAUGAGAAAAUUCACACUGGGGAGAAACCUUUUGCAUGUAAUGAAUGUGGUAGAGCUUUUUCUCGGAUGUCAUCUGUUACUCUACAUAUGAGAAGUCACACAGGAGAGAAACCCUAUAAAUGUAAUAAAUGUGGAAAAGCUUUUUCUCAAUGCUCAGUAUUUAUUAUACAUAUGAGAAGUCAUACAGGUGAGAAACCUUAUGUAUGUAGUGAAUGUGGGAAAGCCUUCUCUCAAAGUUCAUCUCUUACUGUACAUAUGAGAAAUCAUACAGCAGAGAAACCCUAUGAGUGCAAUGAAUGUGGAAAAUCUUUCAGCCGAAAAGAAAAUCUUUUUACACAUCAGAAAAUUCAUACUGGAGAAAAACCUUAUGAGUGCCAUGAUUGUGGAAAAGCUUUUAUUCAGAUGUCAAACCUCAUCAGACACCAGCGGAUUCAUACUGAACUCAGAAGAGGAAAAGAGAAGUGUACAUCAAAAAUCAUGGUGAAGGGCUUGAAAUUCAAAGAUGUGGCCAUUUACUUCUCUCAAAAAGAGUGGGAAUGCUUACACUCUGCUCAGAAGACUUUAUACCGAGAGGUAAUGGUGGAGAAUUACCAAAACCUGAUCUCACUGAGACUUUCUAAUAGUAAGCCAACUGUGAUCUCCUUAUUGGAGCAGAGAAUAGAGCCGUGGGUGGUUCCUAGGAAGAAAGGACGUUAUCCAGAUUGGGAAUCCAGAAGAAAAACUAAGAAUUUAUCUUUGGAGAAGCAACAGUAUGAAAUUAAAUUGUUACAACAGGAUACAGCAAAAAUACUUAUACACUCCAACCCUGAGCAUGCUAGGAUCAGAAGUAGCAAAUGCCAGUUGGAAAAACAACAGGGGCAUCAGGAGGGACAAUUUAGAGAAGUCAUAAUUACCUCUACUCAAGGCACAGCCCAGAGAGACCUUCACAGAAUUAACACUGGAGAGAGAUCCUGUGAAAUCAAGAAAUCUAAGAAAGAUUUUGAGUGCCAAACACAUUCUUUUCAACAUAAGGAAAAGGAUUCUGAAUGUGGAGAAUGCCAGAAAAUAUUUAAUAGUAGGUCGGACAUGAUUAAGCAUCAGAAACUUCAUGAAAGCAAAAACAAGAAUGAAAAUAAGAAGUGUCCCUCUAAUCAUGACUCUGAAAUUACUCAGGCUAAAAGCAUUCAUUCUGGGGAGAAGACACAUCAUUGUAAGGAAUGUGGGAAAGCCUUUCAUUCCAGCUCCCAACUUAGCAAACAUCAAAAGAUGCAUGUAGGUGAGAAACCCUACAAAUGUAAGGAGUGUGAGAAAGCCUUUCGAUCAAAUGCACAACUUAAUCUUCAUCACAGAAUUCAUACUGAUGAGAAGUUCUUUGAAUGUAAGGAAUGUGGAAAAGCCUUUACCCGCCCAUCACACCUUUUUCGCCAUCAGAGAAUCCAUACUGGUGAGAAACCCCAUAAAUGUAAGGAAUGUGGGAAAGCUUUUCGCUAUGACACACAGCUUAGUCUUCAUCAGAUAAUUCAUACUGGUGAGAGACGCUAUGAAUGUAAGGAGUGUGGGAAGGUAUAUAGUUGUGCCUCACAACUUAGUCUACACCAAAGGGUUCACACUGGUGAGAAACCCCAUAAAUGUAAGGAAUGUGGGAAAGGCUUUAUCUCUGAUUCACACGUGCUUCGACAUCAAAGUGUUCAUACUGGAGAGAAACCCUACAAAUGUAAAGAAUGUGGGAAGGCCUUCCGUCGUGGCACAGAACUUGCUCGACAUCAGAGAGCUCAUGCUGGUGAGAAGCCCUAUAAAUGUGAAUGUGGAAUGGCCUUUACUUGCAGCACCGAACUUGUUAGACAUCAGAAAGUCCACACUGGUGAGAGACCCCAUAAGUGUAAGGAAUGUGGGAAAGCUUUUAUUCGAAGAUCUGAACUUACUUAUCAUCAGAGAAGCCAUAGUGGUGAGAAACCCUACAAAUGCAAGGAAUGUGGCAAGUCCUUUGGUCGUGGCUCAGAACUUAAUCGACACCAAAAAAUUCACACUGACCACCUGCUACUACCUCAGACUAUAAAGGCCAGAUGUUUGUUCUCCUACUUUCCUUUGCAUCUAGUCAUAUGUGUAAUGCUCCUGGCCACUGAAGAUACGAGGAUAGGUCUGAAAAUGGAGGUUAGUUAAAUUCUUUCCUAACAAAAUACAAGAAAAUGGGCCUAACCGUAGGAUGCAUGUCCACAUGGCUUUGUGGUAGAUGAACUUGUGGCCAGUUUGCAGAGUGUCAAGAAGCUGAGAUUGGCACAAGGGAUAGAUUAGAAUUAGUACCUGUGUCCUUGACCUUGUGGAUCUGAUUAAACAAUUCAGAACCACAUUUUCCUAGGACUUCAGUGAAAUAAGAAGCUCUAUAUAUGUGUUGUAGUUUUAUACUGAGCUUCUUAACAGUCCUGGAAAGUUUCCAUUUAAAAAUAUAUUUUCAUAUAUAUGCACAUAUUUAUUCAAUCUUAGGUAAAAACGUUUACUCAGUUUUUUACUAUAUUAAACAUAUAAAUGCACUAUUUUCUUAAAUGCACUAUUUUCUAAAAUUAUAUAUUUUCAACUUUGAUACAGUAAAGUACUUGUUUAAAUUCAGUGUAUGUUUACAUCCUGCUCUUUAUAAUAUAUGUGAAUACCUGUAAAAGUGUUAUUUUCCUAAUGAAGUAAGAACCAAAGAGAAAAUUAAAAGCUACACACCAUGUAAUUCCUUUAGUAUAGAUAAAAAUCUUUGAACUCUUCAAGAUACUUCAAAAAUUCACCAUAAUGAAUCUUAGCAAAUUUGGAAAAGGACAUCCAAGAUUAAAUACCAGUUUUUUAAAAAUAAUCCAUUACACUGAUAAUGUGUAAGUAGUCCAAUUAAAAUAGCAAGUCAAAUCUAUUAGCCUUUUAAGAAACAUGAUAGAUUAUCCAGAAUACUCAUGAACUGACCUGUCCAAUUGUUAAAGAAUGUAAUACAAUGCAGGGUUGACACAUUGAAAACUAGACACUAAAAAAUAGUGCCCUCUAGAAGUAAUAACUGAGAGCUAUAUAACAAAUGUCAGUUGCUGUGGAGUCACUGCAGUUGUGCCUCUGAUCAUACUUCAUGGUCUACUGACUCACAACAUUUAGAUAAUCACCACCCAGUGGAUUCCACUUCUUCCCCACAGUAUUAAAAGAUGCAUAAUUAAAUGUUAAAUAUAUAUAACAUUGUAUGAUGAGAAUCAGUCCUAGCUAAGCAGUCAUCUCAUUGGAGGGCAAUGUAUAACAAAAAUUUAAACAUCUUUUAAAAGAGAAAUGAUUACUAAAUUUUAUCUUCACUGGUCUAUUAAUUCCAUAAAUCUAAUCUCAAAAUUUUUAAGUACUCUAAGAGAAGAAUUUGUACCCUUUAGAAUCUAGAAUUAAUGAAAGCAGGCAAAAAUAGGUAGUAUAAUACUGAUAUUACUACCAUUUCAACACUUUAAGAAUUAUAAAAAUGUUGAAAUCUUUUUCAUUUUCUGUACAUAUAUACUUGUGUUUUUCAAGAGUUGAGAAUUCUCUUGCAAGUUUAUAUGUCAUGUUUUACCAGAAAAUAUAAGUAUACAAAGAUCUUUUUUAUCAGAACCAUAUACACACUCCAUUCUUUUGUCCAUACUCAGGAAGCACACCCACAUCUGGACUUGUUCUUGUACCAUGCUAGUUAAGGAGAGAGUCAUUGGAAUGAGAUGGUGCAGGUACUUACUAAAGUGCAGCUUCCUUUUCUCAUGUUGUAACAUACCUUGAGUAUCCAUCCUCAUCAAUUCCUACAGAUCUAACUAUUGGCCUCUUACCUGAUAGACAAAGACAAUGAUAUGCCACAACGCUCACAACUAGUGGGGUUCUGUGAGGGGGGAACAAGAGAUUAAGAAAGAACUAGAUACAUAAUAAAAGGAAGACUGGGACCAGGUGGGCCAUGACCUCCCUGAUGGAGAGGCAGCAACAACCAGCAUGGUCUGCGUCUUUAUUUAUACACAGUAAAAAUAGGGAAGUGUGUGAAGGGGUUGAAAGUGCAAGGUCUCAGUGUUACAUUCUCAGAGCUGUCUGUGCUAUAGUUCGCAUGGAGGAGCACCAAGACCAGACACCUGCUGGACUGGCUUUGCUCUAGUUCCAACAACUUGUUUACAUGGCUUGCCUCGGGUGCUCUGUGUUCUGGGACUGGCCUUGCUCUAGCCUGCAAUGUGUGGUUGAUCUCCCACUUAGUCAUGCCCCACAGUGAUACAUGCAGCCUGUCCACUAAUGAAAGCUCAAUAUUGAUAUUUUGCAAAUCAUUAUACUUGACAGUUUUACCACACAUAUACUGCUGAGUGUUGGUGCUUUUAUUUCUGUACGCAGAAUUCCUAUCAGCUAAAUUCUUUGCCUUAUCAGUGUACUGUGUUUAAAUUGUAAUAGUUGCUGCCUUAUGUUUGAAACUCGCUACUAAUCUCAUCAGAAAGGUUAUGUAUUUCCUGCUUCAACCAGGACUGAACUAUUUUUAAGUUGAGUAAAGAAACAAAUGCACUUUCAGUUUGCAUUUUCUUAGCUGCCAAAAAUUAGUGAAGUUGAACAUCUGCCAUACUAAACAUCAUUUGUACUUUGUCGCUGUGAACAAUUUUUGUUUCCUUUUUUAAAAUUGGAAUCAUUUUUUUUAAAGCAGUUUGUAGAAAGUUGACUGAAAUUAUAUUGCCACGAUAACGUGUAUCCUUUGCCUCUUUUUAAACAGCUCUGGGGACAGAAUCCAGGGCCUUUGCACUGAGCUACUUCCCCUAAGCCUAUUUUUAUUUUUAUUUUUAUUUUGAGACAAGAUCUCACUAAACCACCAGGUUGCCCAGUGUGCACUCGAGCUCUCAAAUCCACCUGCCUUUGUCUACAAAGUUCUGAGGUUACUGGUAUGUACAACGCCUAUAAGGUAAUUUUAGCCUUUGCCUUUGUUUAUAGCAAAAGGAGUUAAGAAAUAUUUUACCGUUUUAAUGGCGAGAUUACAUAUUUCAGGUUUUGUGGCCAUACAGUGUAUAUACUGUCUUUUAGUGCAGAAUAUGAAGCAGUAGUUUUCAAACAGGGGCAGUUUUGCUUUCUUGACUUAUACCUCCAGUAAACAUUUGGCAGUAACCAGAGAGUUUAAGGAAUUGCUGCUUGCCUAGAGAUCUUGAUCUGUUCAGUAUCUUUUUUUUUUUUUUUGUCUUUUUCAUUUUUAUCGGUACCAGGGAUCGAACUCACGACCACCUGCUUGCCAGGCAGGUGCUUAUGCCGCUGAGCUAAACCCCCAGCCCCUUCUGUUCAGUAUCUUACAAUACUGUACAGUUCCCUACAGUAAAAUUAUCUAGUCCAGUUCUAAGGUUGAGAAAUCCUGACCUAGAAGCAGUGGAUACAGAUCUGUUCCAAUAAAUCUUUCAUUAUAGAUAUGUGGCCACGUUUGGACUGUAGGCUGUAGUUUGCUCACUUCUAUUUUAUUUUUUAUUUUUUGUCUUUUUGAGACAAGGUGUCGUAUGCAGUUCAGGCUGGCCUUGAGCUCACCUUGUAGCUAAGGCUGGUCUCGAACUUGCAGCGAUCCUGCUGCCCAGCCUCCUGAGUGCUAGGAUUUCAUGCAUGGGCCACCAAGCCUGGCUCUUCACUUCUGUUUUAAUUAUCAUCUACCUAUAUGCUACAUAUCUGAUUUUAUUCCUGAAUUAUCUCUUCCAUGCCAGUAUUUUCCCAGAUUUUCUUCUAUUUUAUGCCUUUAAUUUUUUUGAACUAAAUAUACAUACUACUAUCUCUGUCAUUACUCCCUACUAAUUGAGCAUAUUAUUUUUCCUUUUUGGUUAAAAUUUUGUUAAAGAAAUAAAUGGUUUCAGAAAAUAGAUGAAAUGUUUUCUUUUUCCUUCUGGAGUCCUUCACCCUUUGUCUGCAGAGAUAAUAACUUGGUGCAUUUUAUAUCUGUAAAACAAGUACUUAGAUGAACUUAUGUAUAACACAUAGCAUUGUGGGUUUUAAAGUAACACAGAUGGCAAUACAUCAUUGUGUAAUGUCUGCCAAUAUAAGAAUGAAAAGUACUGGUCUAAUUCUUUUAACUGCUAUUUUGCAUCCUUAUAUCAUGUAUUGAUAUCCCUUUAUUGACAAAAUAAAAAUUAUUGCAACCAUC